Molecule: messenger RNA, 804 nt
Organism: Closterium sp. NIES-65
Lineage: Eukaryota; Viridiplantae; Streptophyta; Zygnematophyceae; Desmidiales; Closteriaceae
Source: the annotation of a GenBank genome assembly
AUGUUGCCAAAGCUAAAGCACGUAGCUGUUCCUCGCCAUCCGCUCGCACGGCUAUCGGUGAAGAUCGUCGAAGUGGAGUCGGCUCCGGCUGGGAAAAGGAUGGUGCGGCGUUACGACCACACAUAUCAUGGUAUUAAAGAACGGAGGGGCGCAUUGACAAACCGUUGUUCAAACGAACCUGUUGCAGCGGAUGGGUCGUACAGAGUGGAUGGUGACAGCGCUCCGGAUGGUCCUUCAGUAGCCACCGGGCCAGGGGUUGCAGAGGGCCUCCGCACUGCGGGUGGGCUUGGCACUGCGGAUGAGGCUGGUGCAGCGGAAGGGUGGGUCGCAGAAGCGCGUGACGGUGUUGCGGAUGAGGCUGGCGCUGCGGACGGCCCUGGCGCUGCCGAUGGGCACGCCGACCCGGAUGAUGCAGGAGCCCCGGAUGUGUGUGGAGCUGAAUUGGGUGUCGGUGCUGUGGACGGGCGGGGCGCUGCGGACGGCCCUGGCGCUGCAGAUGGGCUCGGCGUUGCGGACGAUGCAUGUGCUGCGGCUGGGCGGUUCGCAGCAACGGGCGACGGUGCUGUGAAUGGGCGGGGCGCUGCGGACGGCCCUGACGCUGCAGAUGGGCUCGGCGCUGCGGACGAUGCAUGGGCUGCGGCUGGGCGGUUCCCAGAAGCGGGCGACGGUGCUGAGGACGGGCGGGGUGCUGCGGACGACCCUGGCGCUGCAGAUGGGCCGGGCGCUGCAGAUGAUGCAGGUGCCGCGGACGGGCGGGCCGCAGGUAGCAGGUGCCGGUGCCGUGGAGUGGCGGGGCGCUGCUGA